This is a messenger RNA of Macadamia integrifolia, 3051 nucleotides long. RefSeq names its product probable receptor-like protein kinase At5g24010. The transcript has a single exon. Gene Ontology annotation, cellular component: plasmodesma; plasma membrane. Gene Ontology annotation, biological process: protein autophosphorylation. The record is from RefSeq and is a predicted model, not a curated record. NCBI's taxonomy places the organism in Eukaryota, Viridiplantae, Streptophyta, Magnoliopsida, Proteales, Proteaceae. The coding region runs from base 122 to 2662 and encodes 846 amino acids. Gene Ontology annotation, molecular function: transmembrane receptor protein tyrosine kinase activity; ATP binding.
AAGUGUUUACCUUCUUUCUUCAUCUUUCUCCGCUGGUCUUCACAGUUUGUCACACCUUGGAGGAUGAAUUCCAGAGCUUGAUUUUUUUUUUCCUUUUCAACUAUAGACGUAAUCUCCAUUAAUGGACAACAAAAAGCUUCAAUUUUUCUCCUUUACUCUUUUCUUGAUUCUCCAAUUCACAGCCCUUUAUCUUCCUUCACUUGCUUUCACUCCUCCGGAUAAUUACCUCAUCAGCUGCGGAUCAAACGACAACAUCAUGGUCGAGAACAGAGCCUUUGUGGGCGACUCCACCUUCCUCCUCUCUGCACCUCGAUCGUUCACUCUAACAGACCCAAACCCAUCUCCUGGUUCAUCAUCCCUGUACCAAAAAGCCAGAGUUUUCACAAGGAAUUCAAGCUAUGUGUUCGACAUAAAGGAGAAAGGCAGGCACUUGGUACGUCUCCAUUUCUUCCCUUUCUCUUCUCAGGGCUGUGAUCUCACCUCAGCUCUUUUCCAUGUCUCUGUUCCUGGGUCUUCUCUUUCGAGUGAGUUUAGCUUCUCAGACAACAGCCAUACAUCUUCUCCUUUGCUUAAGGAGUAUAUAGUAAUGGUUAACUACGAUAAGCUCGAAAUCUCGUUUGCUUCGGCCGGAAAAUCGUUUUUGGGGUUCGUUAACGCCAUCGAAGUCUUCUCUGCUUCUCAUGAUCUUAUUAAUGAUGUGGGACUAAAAUUUCUUGGUCCUGCGGGAAUCGAGGAUGACAGAGGUCCAUCGUUGCAGGUUUUGGAGACUGUUCACAGGAUCAAUGUCGGAGGUCCCAAAAUCACACCCUUCAAUGAUACUACUCUGUGGAGGACUUGGAUCCCUGACGAGGAUUUUCUGGUCUUGAAGUCUGCAGCGAAAUCUGUUUCUUCCACUGGAACCCUGACCUACCUGGAAGGAAUUAGCAGCAGAGAGAUCGCUCCUGAUAGUGUUUACCUGACCGCCCAAGAGAUGAAUAAGAGUAACCUUUCUGGGUUGGUGAAUUUCAAUAUAACUUGGGCUUUUCCUCUGAGCUCUGGCCAUGGAAAGCACUUGGUUCGGAUGCAUUUCUGUGAUAUCGUUAGUACUUCUGAAUCUCAGCUCUACUUCAAUGUGUACGUCAACGACUACUCAGCUUUCAAAGAUCUUCAGCUCAGUACUCUUACAGAUCACACGCUGGCGACUCCUUGCCACCUUGAUUUCGUCACUGAUGCAGAGAAUUCUUCUGGGUUAAUGCACAUAAGCGUUGGUCCUUCUGGUAUGAGUUUUCCUCAACAAAUCAAUGCAAUUCUCAAUGGUGUAGAGAUCAUGAAGAUUAUGGAUGGUGGGGUUGUUGGGUCUUCGAUUUCGUCCAGAGGAUCGAAGAGCAAACAUUUCGCAAUUCUGGUGGGUUCAGUGCUUGGAGGCUUUGCUCUUGUAUGUGCUUGGAUUGUGAUCUUUUCUGUCAUGUUAGUUAAGCAUAGGAGGAAGAAGAGACGACAAGAAACGCCUUCAGAAACUGUGUCCUGGUCUCCCCUGCCCAUGCUUGGAGGUGGGGGGAGUUCUCACAGCAGGUUCAGUGAAGAGACCAACAGUGUGUUUCCUGGCUUGAACAUGAACCUUGGCUUGAAGAUUCCUUUUGCAGAGAUACAAUUUUCCACCAACAAUUUCGAUAAGAAUCUGAUCAUCGGCUCUGGUGGAUUCGGUAUGGUCUACAAAGGGGUGCUGAGAGAUAACACGAAAGUUGCCGUGAAGCGUGGUAUGCCAGGCUCCAAGCAAGGCCUUUAUGAAUUCCAGACAGAGAUCACAGUCUUAACUAAAAUUCGACACAGACACCUAGUCUCCUUAAUUGGGUACUGUGAAGAACAGUCAGAGAUGAUACUAGUAUAUGAGUUCAUGGAAAAAGGACCAUUGAAGAAUCACUUAUAUGAUUCAGGGUUGCCUCCUUUGUCUUGGAAGCAGAGGCUUGAGAUAUGCAUUGGUUCUGCCAGAGGUAUUCACUAUCUUCACACUGUUUCUGCCCAAGGAAUCAUCCAUCGAGAUGUGAAGUCGACCAAUAUAUUGCUUGAUGAGAAUUAUGUUGCUAAGGUUGCUGAUUUCGGGCUUUCAAAGUCCGGCCCGUGUCUUGACGAGACUCAUGUUAGCACUAGUGUUAAAGGUAGUUUCGGGUAUCUGGACCCAGAGUACUUCAGAAUGCAGCAGCUCACAGAUAAAUCGGAUGUCUAUUCAUUUGGUGUGGUACUUCUUGAAGUACUCUGUGCCAGACCAGUCAUUGAUCCUUUGCUUUUGAGGGAGGAGGUGAACUUAGCUGAAUGGGCAAUGAAGUUGCAGAAGAAACGGCGGCUUGAGCAAAUCAUCGAUCCUCAUCUCAUUGGCAAAAUCAAUACCAAGUCUCUUGAGAAAUUUUCAGAGACUGCAGUGAAAUGCUUGGCUAAGUAUGGUAUUGAUAGGCCUACAAUGGGUGAUGUGCUCUGGAACUUGGAGUAUGCACUGCAGCUCCAGCAGACUGCAGUGAACAGAGAACCUCAUGAGGAUAGCACGGAUCAUGGAUAUCAGCUCCCGUUGCCUCCUGUUGUUUUACGUGUACUAUCUAGUGGCACAAGGCUUGAAGGGGACAGUGAUGGAAGUUCUGAGCAUAGUACAACUCAAGUAUUUUCGCAAUUGAUUACCAAUGAAGGUAGAUAGUAGCUUCAGGGUUUGUGAUCUCUGGUAUAGGUAGAUGAUCAGCCAUGGUUAAUAUUUUCUCAGAAUCAGAACAAUUUGAAAACAUUCACCAACUCCAACUAAGAAGAACCACAUAUUUUGGAAUUGUUCCUUCUUCACCUAUUGCCACCAAUCCAUGGAUGGAUACUGAAGAUAGUCCCAGGUUUAUUUACUUUUUGUCCAUUUAGUUCUUGUACUAGAAGGUGAAUAGGGAUAUCUUUUUGGCUUUCUGAAUAUAGUCUAGUAUAACAAUAAAGAGCCAAACCAAGUAAGAUCUGUAAUUGUAAAAAUUCAUGUACACUAUUUGGGUUCGUAAUUCUACUUAUGGAUGAGGAAUUAUGAAAAUCAUAUAUUGUAAGUUUAUUCGCUAA